UUCCAUCUAGAUAUCCAGGCGCAAGGUUUCAAUACAGAAGGCUUUUUAUCCACGACUUAAUAUGUAUUACAUGCCCUUGAAAGAGAAGGAGUCGAGGGUAGAUAAGAAUUCAAUUUAGCCCAUCCUUGCCUAGCGCGUUUCUCCGCGUAUGACAUCGCGUUUUUGGUAUCGUCAAACGCGUCUCUAUCGUCGCGGCGUUUCACCCAACCAUCGCUAAAUUCUUGCUGCAAGAGCGUUACUGGGCCUUGUUUGCUUUGACUCCCGCAACCCAUACUCAGGAGUGUCUCAUUCCUCAUCCCCAGCCCUCAAGGGAACUGUACCCUUACUCUGCCGUUAGUUACACGCCUUGAGUCCUAUUUAUUCAGAGACAACCCUUAUUCCGUGACCUUGUCUGCCAUAUACCCCCUGUUUUCGCAAACACAAUGGGCCUCAAGCGCAAAGCCUCGUUUACCGCGUCCCCCAGUGCUACUCCGGUCUCGCCUGGCGCCAUUACCACAUCAGACGAAACAUCCAGAUAUCUGCCUAGUCGAACAAGGAAGCGCUUCAGGGACGACCGCCCCGACGAGCAGACUAUCUACGCGCAAACUCUUCGUUGGCUAUUCUCCGCCGCGCAGAAGCCGACUCCUACUCUUGCCGCGGACGAACCCACAAGCCCGCCUCCUCCAUCAGAGCCGGAACCUAUCGACGCGCGACAACAGACAUUGGAUAAAUUCUUCCGGCGAGUGAAAAGCGCUGCCUCUCCAGCAGUCAAGUCUACCGCUCCUCAACAAACGGAAACACCAUCAUCAGCCCAUUGGAACAUAAUGAACCCCCGCGCGAAUGAGGGCAAUGCUCUUACGAGCUCAGAUGAGAGUGGAUUAAGCUCACCGAACUCGACGGUCGAUAUUGAAAUGGAUAUGUGAGAGUCUAGCAAAACGCACUCUGCGCCUCCAUCACCACGCAAGUCGUGGCCGCUCCUUCACAAUGGGGAGACAUCAGCAGGGCUGUUGUUUUUAGUUCAUGUAUAUUUUUGAUCCCUGUCCACGCUCCUCAAUGUGAACUCGCAUGACCAGCUACUGCUACUGGUGCAUGAUAUCGGUUCUUGUAUAGCUGUGGUGCUUCUGAGCACUCUUAACGACUAUUUGCCAUUUAUGAGUCUGUUUUUUUGUGGGUUAUGCUGCAAGAUGGAGUUUCCUGGGAGUAUCUGGUGAAGGAGGUUAUCUGCAUAGAAGGUUUCAUAUUUUCGUUUAUAUUAUAUCUGACCUGUGCACUUUCGAGCGUUGUUUAUUUGGGAUAUGGGAUGGCGUUACAGGCCCUAGGCUGUUUGUUAAUAUUUGAGGGAGUUAGCUGUUAGUUGAAGAACAACGUGUGGUUCGACGGCCAUACUUAAGGGAAAGAUCUAUCCUUGA
Paecilomyces variotii is the source of this 1388-nucleotide messenger RNA. RefSeq lists its product as hypothetical. The record is from RefSeq and is a predicted model, not a curated record. Bases 423 to 902 code for a protein of 159 amino acids. NCBI's taxonomy places the organism in Eukaryota, Fungi, Ascomycota, Eurotiomycetes, Eurotiales, Thermoascaceae. The transcript has 2 exons.